AUGCGUGUCUUGUUUCCCAGAAGCAAAUUGAAUGAUAACACUAUUCCAUUGCAAUUUCAGCAGGAUUUGGCAUAUUUAAGGUCAUCUGACAAAAGCAAUGCUGACAGUAAUGUUGAGAAUGCUGAUUCCAGUAAGGCGGAUGAGGACAAAUCAGAAGCAACACCCUCUGAAAAGGGCUCAGGCAAUCCUACCACUGUUGAUGGCAGUAAUGAAGAGACAUCUUCUACCAAGGCCGACAAAGAGGACGACAGUACCUCGACAGCGAAGAGUAAAGACGAUGAUGAAACAUCAAAAGCUAAAGAUAAAGAUAAAGAAACGACUCCUAUUGAUCAAGGCGAUACGGAAAGCACAUCCACAUCUGAUACCAAAGAUCAAGAUGAUGAAACAUCGUCCAGUGACAAAGACGAUCAUGAAUUGACAACCGCCAAAAGUGACGGCAAGAGCAAGGAAACAAAAUUGACAGAAGCAAAAACAGUCGAAUCAUCAGCAUCUUUAGAUCAAGAUGAAGAAACAACGACUGUUGAGGACAAAGAGGAAUCGACCACAAACGCUGAAGAUCAAGACAGCAGUAUAUCAACAUCAGAUGAGGAGGCUGCAACCACAGGUAGACAUAAAGAAACCACCUCUGAUAGCAGUGAUGAACCUACAAGCACUACUUCUGAUAACAAGAAUGAGACGGCUACUAAAACUCAAAAGACAAAGGAUAGCCGAACUGAAUCUAAUGCUGAAUCAGAAACAACAGCGCAGACAGCAUCUUCUGAGAAUGAGUCAACGACAGAUGAAGUAACUCUUACCAGUACAGACGAUAAAGAAACAACAUCUAGAACAAGAGACAGAUCUACGACUGAAGCAGAUACUACCAGCGACUAUAAAGCGAUCACAAGCGAUGAAGAGCCUACGAGCACAUUAGCGAAUGAAAAAACAUUGACAACAGAUCAAGAGGCUCCAACGACUACAACCAUGAAAAAGACUUCAUCUAAAGAGGAUCCUAAAUCAACUGCUACGACAUCUAACAAAGAGACAAGUAAAGCAACUACCGAAGAGGAGCAGACUACCUCUACUGAGGCAAGCACUACGUUUACGACGGAAGAAGAGCAAACCACAACAUCGUUUAAUGAAGCAACCACUACCUCAUCAUCUGGAGAGGAGGCUACGUCUUCCACAGAUCCUGAAAGAAUGACCAGAACUAAGAGCAACCCCACUGAGACAACCACGACAGAUGCAACAUCCGCUGAAAGUACCCAAGAUCAAACAACGGCUAGCUCUGAACAAGCGACCAUGACUAAGGAGCAAAAGAGUAGUGCAACAACCUCUGAACAAAGUACCACAAAGACCUCUGAACAAGAGCAAGCUACAACAACAUCUGCAAAGGCAACUUCCAUCUCUGAUAAAGAACAAGGAAAAACAACGACAAAGGAAUCGACUAUUGCAACAUCUACAAAGGAUCAAGCUACAACGACAUCUAGCACAGAGAGUAAUGAGCCUACUACUUCUUACGCGAAAGACACAACAAGCUCAACCGUUGCUGAGAGCACUGCGGAUACUACGAUUAUAACUAGUGAAGAGCAAGCCACUACCACAACGGGCCAAGGGAUCACAAAAACGCUUGCUAGUAGGCCUACUGAUACAAGCACAUCUGAGACUUUGAAUACAUCAACAACAGUAUCUGAAGAGGAAACUAGCACAGAUACCACUGAGAGCCUAAAUACAAGCUCCACUGCGCAACAUACCACUGCGACAAGUACUCAAAAGCAGCCUACAACAAGGAAUGAUAUGACCUCAACAACAGAUCCAGAUCAGACAACCACGUUGACUGAUACGCCAACAGCUACAGAAUCUAAGCAAUCAACCUCUGCUACAAAGACAUCAGAAGAGGUGCCAACUACAGUAGCACCCACUGACGCCAGCAAAACAACCAAUGGUCCAGACAACUCAUCUACCACAGCCAAUGCUGAGACGGCCAUGACAACUAGUGGAGCGGCUAGUAGCACUACUACCGCAUCGAAUGAAACACCUGGUACAACUACCACAAAUCUAGAAGCAUCAUCUACAUCCGAUACAAUGUCAAGUCAAGUUGCUACUACUAUUACAAGUUCAGAUGUGGCUACGGUAACCGAGAGAGAAUCUGAUACUGGUAGCAGCAAUACAACAACCAUAACAACACUACCAGCUGCAACGACAUUGGAAGAGAGUGAUUCAAGCAGCGAUGGACUAGCCAUUUCUACUAGCACCAGUAGUGCCACGGCAACUACUAGCAAUCCGGCAGAGCAGACAUCGACAACGUAA
Messenger RNA from Mucor velutinosus, 2286 nucleotides. RefSeq lists its product as uncharacterized. The coding region runs from base 1 to 2286 and encodes 761 amino acids. Lineage: Eukaryota; Fungi; Mucoromycota; Mucoromycetes; Mucorales; Mucoraceae. The record is from RefSeq and is a predicted model, not a curated record. The transcript is spliced from 3 exons.